UGGGGUAUGAUGGCACCCGAUGUUACCGACCGUAUUGUCGGCUUUGCUCACUGCAUUCCUGGAACUUUUCAGUGGUAAACGACCUCACGACGAUGGCCUUGGAAAGGCCCCUCCACGACUGCGAUUUGAGCUCCGACACGAACACGCUAUUUCGCUCGCAGGGAACGUGAUAUUCUCCGACGUACGUCCAGUCGGAUUCGCUGAGACGAUACAUGAGCUUGGGUCGAGAUACAUAUCGUCGUUCCGACCGCCGUCUUUCGAGGAGUUCUCCGAGGCGAGGGUCCGUUCCAUAAGACAUGCCCAAAGCACCAGGCUACCGUGGUACGAAGACGAGAUUCUCGGGCCGGCUGUCGAGAGUAGGGAAACACUCCUGGAGCUUGCAAAGAUGACGAAUAAUGCCUAUGUGACUCCAAACGACACUGCAUGGUACAGAUUGGGAAACGGGUGGAUUCCUCACUACCCAUUCGGCUGGGAACCUGAUUCCGACGGGUUCCGUGGUUAUGUCUUUGCCACUCCAGAUAACUCUACGGUUGUGCUUUCCAUAAAGGGCACUUCAACAAGUUUGUUCGGGGGCGGAGGUCCAACGGCGAAGAAGGACAAGUUCAAUGACAAUCUGCUGUUCAGUUGUUGUUGUGCCCGUAUAGACUGGACGUGGACAGCUGUGUGUGGAUGUUACCGUGGGGGGUGGAAGUGUGACCAGUUGUGUUUGGAGCGGGCCUUGGUAGAAGAAAGUUUGUUUUAUCCCAUCGGAACGAAUCUAUACAAUAACUUAACGUACAUGUAUCCGCAUUCGAACAUAUGGAUCAUAGGGCACUCGAUGGGUGGUGCCCUGGCAUCUUUACUGGGUGUAACUUUUGGUGUACCUGUCGUUGCUUUUGAGUCUCCUGGAGAAAGGCUAGCAGCACAGCGGCUGCACCUUCCAUCGCCACCAUCUACGCAACAUGUGACACAUGUUUAUCAUACUGCUGACCCCAUCGCUAUGGGCACAUGUAAUGGCGUGCUUUCUUCCUGUUCUCUGGCAGGGUUUGCCAUGGAGACGAAGUGUCACCUCGGGGAGUCCAUCGUGUACGAUACUGUGAGCAACCUUUCGUGGUCAGUUGACGUUCGAACCCAUGGGAUCGUGACCGUGAUUGAAAACGUGUUGGGAAAGCCGUGGGCACCUUGUGACGAAGUGGGUCGAGAAGUUCCUAGGCCCAAGCGAGAGGUGGACUGCGUGGAGUGCUAUAGUUGGGAGUUUGGCGACUUCCCGCCUAGCUGAAGCUGGGGGAGGCUUGCAGUGUGGUGGCGUCGAAGGCCUGGGUAUACCACUGAGGGCUAGACGUGCACAGGUCAUUCGAGUACGUGAAGAAGCAGUCAUAACUCACAAGUAAUGCAUCUACAUGUGAUGAUCGAGGUGUGAUAAACUGAUAGAAUAGAUCUAAAUUGCUGAAUUUAUACGUACGAACGCAAAGGAAUGGUGACUGAGAAGAGGUGAAAUCUGCAACAAGUGGUACU
Pisolithus orientalis is the source of this 1494-nucleotide messenger RNA. RefSeq names its product alpha/beta-hydrolase. NCBI's taxonomy places the organism in Eukaryota, Fungi, Basidiomycota, Agaricomycetes, Boletales, Pisolithaceae. Gene Ontology annotation, molecular function: glycerophospholipase activity. The coding region runs from base 20 to 1258 and encodes 412 amino acids. The transcript has 7 exons. Gene Ontology annotation, biological process: macroautophagy; multivesicular body membrane disassembly; piecemeal microautophagy of the nucleus. The record is from RefSeq and is a predicted model, not a curated record.